This is a messenger RNA of Patiria miniata (bat star), 1105 nucleotides long. Its product is annotated as intraflagellar transport protein 56-like. The transcript is spliced from 8 exons. The coding region runs from base 242 to 649 and encodes 135 amino acids. Gene Ontology annotation, cellular component: intraciliary transport particle B; ciliary basal body; ciliary base. Lineage: Eukaryota; Metazoa; Echinodermata; Asteroidea; Valvatida; Asterinidae. Gene Ontology annotation, molecular function: intraciliary transport particle B binding. The record is from RefSeq and is a predicted model, not a curated record. Gene Ontology annotation, biological process: intraciliary anterograde transport; intraciliary transport involved in cilium assembly.
UGUCCAAACAAGAAACGUGAUAAGUACCGCGAUAAUAAGGCGUUCCAUCCUACAUGCUUACUGCCUCUGCCAGCAUCCUACUGUCUGAAAAAACACCAAGGACAUUUCACUAAAUGUCCAGAACUCCAGUUGACAGAGUUUGAAGGUUCUACCAAGGAUGUCAACUGUGGAGCACAUACAGGAUGCAGAGCACACUGAUGACGUAUCACCAUGGCAACGCGUACCGCUCAACAUCACUUGAAUGAGAUUGUACCUGACACCGUUAAUUGUAAAGAGCGCCACCUGUUGUUUGGUUAUCGAUCAAGAUUAUGCAGCAGAUAAUGCAGCGGUAGGCUAUAUAGGCCUGUACGUCAGCUUUGAAAAUGGAGUUGAGGCCAGACAGACAGGGGGCAUAGGACUGCAUAUUUGCUCUCAGAGUUACUUCUACAACGACGAUAUAUUCAACUACAACUAUGCGCAGGCCAAAGCCACAGCAGGCAACUACAAGGAAGCAGAGGAGAUUUUUGUGCUCAUUCAGAGUGAGAAGAUCAAGAAUGACUACACGUGUCUCUGGUUGGCAAGAUGCUACAUCGUGAAUCCUAAGGCCAGACUAGCCUGGGAGUUGUACCUUAAGAUGGAGACGUCUGGCGAAUCGUUCAGCCUGCUGUAGCUCAUUGCCAACGACGGCUUCAAGAUGGCCAGUUCUACUAUGCGACCAAGGCUUUCGAUGUCCUGGAAAGAUUGGACCCCAAUCCUGAAUACUGGGAAGGCAAGCGAGGGGCGUGCGACUGGGCGUAUUCCAGCAGAUCAUAGCUGGUCAUGAACCAAGAGAAACACUGCGAGACAUCCUCCAAAUCUUGCGCAACACCGGUUACCCACAGGUGGAAUACAUCAUCCGUGUCAUGAAGAAGUGGGCCAAGGACAACAGGGUACCAGUUUCCUGAGGUGGUCCCUAUCCUAGUCUUGAGAUUGUUUAAAUUUGUACAUUCCAAAAACCCUUGCUUGCAAAGGGAUUUUCCAAAAAUAAAAUAAUGGAACGAUACUGUUGAUUAGGGGUGAUUUAAUUAUUCUUGACGCAUGGGAAAUUUGCCUUGAAAUAUUUCUCUGUUUAGCUUUGGCAAGAUAG